This is a messenger RNA of Diabrotica virgifera virgifera (western corn rootworm), 1244 nucleotides long. RefSeq names its product negative elongation factor E (gene Nelf-E). Gene Ontology annotation, biological process: negative regulation of transcription elongation by RNA polymerase II. Gene Ontology annotation, molecular function: RNA binding. NCBI's taxonomy places the organism in Eukaryota, Metazoa, Arthropoda, Insecta, Coleoptera, Chrysomelidae. The transcript is spliced from 6 exons. Bases 279 to 1097 code for a protein of 272 amino acids. Gene Ontology annotation, cellular component: NELF complex. The record is from RefSeq and is a predicted model, not a curated record.
UUUCUUAUGUCUCCGUUGCGUCUACGUCUACGCUACGUCAAACUAUAAAUCCAACUUAAAGGCUUCAUGUGGAUAUUGAAUUCGAUUGAAUUAAAGAAAUGAACAAAUCAUCGCGGCUGACAACUGACACGUGACACUGACAUAAGGACGAUUGACCCGAUUGACGUUUCUAGACGUAGUAUAUUUUGUAAAUAUUUUUAAAAACCAUUUAUCAAAUAUUAAAAAAAUAUCUCCUGAAUGAAAUAUUAAAUAUUUAUCGUGACUAUUGCAUUAUAAUAAUGGUAUACAUUCAUUUUCCUGCAAACUUUACAGAGGAAGAAUUAAUGUUACAGGCGAAAUACCAAAAAUUAAAGAAAAAGAAAAAGGCCAUACAAGCCCUGAAGGCACCAAAACCAGAGCCUGAAAAACCCAUAAUACCUAAAAGGCCUGCUGAAGCCAGAGAUGCCAGAGAGGUAGCAAAGAAGUUAAUAAAAUCAGGUGUUAUACCAGCUAUUUCUAAACAGCAGAAACAACCUGAGCAAGGUUUUAAGCGUCCAAGAGGUCUAGAACGGAAACUGAUUUCAGAUAAAACUGUGAGUGGAUAUCAACCAUUUUCAGCUGUACAAAUGGAGGAUGGGCCAGAUAAUCCUCAAAAUACACCACCUAGAAUCAAAAACCUAUAUGAUACAUUCGCCAAUGCAAGAGAUAGGGAAGAAAGGGGGCUUACCGAAAAACAACAACAACAAGUGAAAACGGAUAAACCCAGGCAGGGCAAUACUAUCUACGUAGCUGGUUACAAAAUUACUGAAGAAUUUUUGAAGAAACAUUUUACAACUAUGGGAAAUAUUAUUAAUAUAUCAAUGGAAAUUGAAAAGAAUCGAGGUUUUAUAACUUUUGAUAAAACUGAUGCUGCAGAAAGGGCAAUAUCUGAGAUGGAUGGAAGUAUGGUAUCUGGAAUCCCUCUAAAAGUAUCAUUAGCUAGAAGACAACCUCAAAUUGAACCCAUAAAUGAUGCAACCUCGUCAGCUGCAUGGGCUACUCUUGCUUCUAGUCAUUCUCAGAAAGGCAACCAUAGAGAUAAGAGAAACUUGGUAUCCUAUGACGAUAUGUUUGACUGAAUGGAUAUUACUUAAUGGUUUUAUGUAUGAUUAUGGGUCUUGACUAUUUAAGGUAUUUAGUCAGUUGAUAACUUCCCUAUGGGAAGAGAUUAUUUUGAAUACUAUAUUCUCUGUAGUAUAUUUCAUUAAAUAUAAGUUUUAUUACUA